CGGGCUGGACCGUAUCAAUUCCUUUUGUAUGGAACCUAAAACAGAUGGUCCAGGUCGCAGCUACCCUUUGCCCCGGCCCAUCGCUGAGGCCGGAGUUGUGACAUCAAGUGCCAUCCAGACAGGACGACAUCCGAUCAGCCCGCAAAGAGCUCGCCGCCGCUUCCACCAUCGGCCAUGGCGUUGCAGCUGGCCGCCUUUACCAUCUCCGCUCCUCCUCGCCCCUUAAACUUUCCCAUCCUUCCCUUCCACUGCGCUGCUUCAAGUCGUCGACUUUCGGCUGGUCUGCCUCCGCUCCGGAUCAAACAACGCCGCCGGAUUCUCGCCGAAAUCCCUUCAUCGGAAAACCGUUUCCAACUCUUGCGAUGCUUGGAGGCGGCAAUGCUCGCGCUCGCCUUCUCCGCUGUUGUCUCUGGUAACGCCUCGGCGUCAGGAUUGCCCCUCCUGGAUUCGUCGGUACUCUCCCGGGAGCCCUCGAACGCGCUUUCCCUUCCCACUUGGGCCAUUCACAUCUCGAGUGUCGCAGAGUGGGUUGCGGCCAUGGCUCUAGUUUGGGAGUAUGGAGAGAAAUCGGGAUUUGAAUCUUGGAAAGGGCUUUCUUGGGGCAUGGUUCCUCUUCUUGGUGGAGCAUUGUGCGCGUGCACCUGGCAUUUCUUUUAUAAUUCUGAGUCGCUCGAUGUACUUGUGGCUCUACAAGCAGCAUUGACAGUUCUUGGUAACUUUACAAUGUGCAUAGCGGCAUUUCGUAUCUACAGGUCCACUCGAGGAUGACUGAGGCCCCAUUAUUUUCCUCCAAUGGGUCAUCUUCAUCCCCCAUGUAGCUGCAAAAACUGUAUCGCAGCAAAGGUUACCUCACGACCGAAGUUGUUGACAGGCCAGUGCAUUACUUGGGAAAUGAUUCAGCAGUUAGCAUGGAGUCCGGUGCCGAUCGCCCCUCCUAUGUGCAUCGGUUUUCUGUCUUUAGUGACCAAUACUGAUCAUUCGUGUAAAAACAUGAAAUGGAAUGUACCAUAUACAGUUUCCUUUUACUCGUUCUUUAGAUUUUCACUAGGAUGACAGCUUAGCAGAUCAUGCAAUUGGAAAAAGAAGAAAGAAGGAAAAUCCUUCAUGAUGUGCACUACAUCAAUUAUAUUAAUGUUUUCUCUUUGUUCCUGUCCU
Molecule: messenger RNA, 1155 nt
Organism: Nymphaea colorata (pocket water lily)
Lineage: Eukaryota; Viridiplantae; Streptophyta; Magnoliopsida; Nymphaeales; Nymphaeaceae
Exons: 4
Coding region: 175-768 (197 amino acids)
Source: RefSeq, a predicted model, not a curated record